GACUCUACUUUAUCUAUCUGCUGCUUUCUUCUCUCUGGAUGUAAAUGUGACGUUAAACCGAACAGACCUGCUGGCUUCACUCAGGAUGACUCUGUUAAUGUUAAACUCUAACAGCGAGCUGCUGAACACCAUCGACUAAAGCGCCUGAAUGUGUCGGCCGUGAGCUGCGUGGACAUGGGGAGACAUUUCCACAGUGAGGUGGACAUUAAGAGUCCGUGGCAUCAGGUGCUGGCCGCCUUCUGGCAGCGCUACCCCAACCCGUACAGCGCUCACGUCCUCACCGAGGACGUCCUGUACCGAGAGGUCACCCCCAACAACCACCUGUUGUCACGGCGACUGCUGACCAAGACCAACCGGCUGCCGGGCUGGGCGGAGCGCGUCUUCCCCGCUCACAUGGCGCGGGCCGUCUACGUCCUGGAGGACUCCAUCGUCGACCCGCACGAGCACACGCUCACCACCAAGACCUGGAACCUGAACCACAACACGCUGAUGACGGUGGUGGAGCGCUGCUUGUUUGAGGAGGACCGCAGUCGUCCAUCUUGGACCAAACUGAGGCGGGAGGCCUGGAUCUUCUCGGCGGUCUACGGUCUGGCCCGGCCCAUUCAGGAGUUUGGUCUCGCCAGGUUCAGAAGUAACCAAACCAAAGCCAUGAAGGGUCUGGAGUACGCUCUGUCCAAGAUACACACUGAGGCCACCCCUCAUCUCGCUCCAACGCCCCCCUCUACCCAGAAGCCCAAGCAGUUCGUCUGACCUUCUUCUUCUUCUACGAUUGGAAUAAUCAACACUGAGGGGGCGGGGCAUCAAGCCAACCUCAGCUGUGAUUGGUCGCUUUGUGAAGUCAUCAGAGGACCCCUCCUCUGGACUACAAUCAGUCCCACAAUUCCUUGGGACUGAUUUAAACCGUCUUCCUAAAUUCUUUAUUCCUCUUCUAGAUGAUUCUGUAAUAUUUAAUUGUUUUAAAAAGAUUAUAAUUAUAAUCUGAAUUUAGGAUUUUUUUCCUUCUUUAUGAUUUAAGUUUUUUAAUAUUAUCAAGUUAUUUAUUUAUUUUUUAAAUCAUUUUAUAUUUUUAUAUAAAUAUAGUUGUUUUCAUUUUUAAUUAUUAUUUUUCAUUUUGUAAGCUUUCCAAUUGGAACUCUUAUUGCCUGCUUAAAUUAAUUUAUAUUAAUUACAUUAUAUUUGAUGUAUCUGUAGCCAAUCAGAACAUGAUGCAUUAUGGGAAUCGUAUUAUUUAUGUACAUGAAUGUUGCAUCAGAUGAGAUCUGAGGUCAGUUUAGAGUUAGUUUGUAGCACCGGCGUCCGGUAGUGGUCAGCUGGGUGACCAAAACAUUGUACUUCCUGUGGCUGUUUCAAAAUAAAAGCCCCCCUAUGUCUGUCCAGCAGAGGGCGACGUCAUAAGAAACCAAUGUGACAGUCGGUAGCAGA
Messenger RNA from Sebastes umbrosus (honeycomb rockfish), 1422 nucleotides. It is a transcript of the gene prelid1b, whose product is annotated as PRELI domain containing 1b. Gene Ontology annotation, biological process: phospholipid transport. Lineage: Eukaryota; Metazoa; Chordata; Actinopteri; Perciformes; Sebastidae. Bases 175 to 750 code for a protein of 191 amino acids. Gene Ontology annotation, cellular component: mitochondrial intermembrane space. Gene Ontology annotation, molecular function: phosphatidic acid transfer activity. The transcript is spliced from 6 exons. The record is from RefSeq and is a predicted model, not a curated record.